CAAGGCAUGUAUAAGGAGGCGGAAUUGAUACACAGGCAGACGCUGGCGCGGCGAGAGAAGGUGCUUGGGCUGGAGCAUCCAGACACACUGACAAGCAUAUACUGCCUUGCUUAUCUCCUUGCAUAUCAGCAACGCUACCACGAGUCUGUUAUUCUGUAUGAAAGGGCAUGCGCUGGGUAUAUCACCGUUCUUGGAAAGGAUCAUCCA
Mytilinidion resinicola is the source of this 207-nucleotide messenger RNA. RefSeq lists its product as uncharacterized. The record is from RefSeq and is a predicted model, not a curated record. The annotation marks the transcript as partial. The transcript has a single exon. Gene Ontology annotation, biological process: microtubule-based movement. NCBI's taxonomy places the organism in Eukaryota, Fungi, Ascomycota, Dothideomycetes, Mytilinidiales, Mytilinidiaceae. Gene Ontology annotation, cellular component: kinesin complex; membrane-bounded organelle; cytoplasm. Gene Ontology annotation, molecular function: kinesin binding.